CCUGGAAGUCCUGCUCAAAACAUCUUCGCCACUUUCCGCGUAUUCUCGAGGCGAGCUCAAUAAAAAUUAAUCAACGAAUGCGCGCACAAGACGCGUGACAGCGGUAAUUAGCACGCACAAUGCACAACAGUGAGCGAGUUCGUCUUUAAGCAGCACAGUUGACAAGUCGGAGCCACAUUCACAGCUCGUUCUCGAGGGCCUCGUCACACCUCGAGACCUCCGGCCUCGCCUGGAUUUCCGCGGGGUCUUAAGCGCUCGAGGCCUGGCCGAGGCGACCAAGCGAGCCCGGUUGGGUGGCUUACGGGGUUUGCUGCUGUUUGUGGCGCUGGCAACGAUGAAAGCGGCGGCCUUGAGCUACGUUCUCGUGGGCGUCCAGCUGCUGCUGCUGGCGACGAUGCUGCUCACGCAGGGCUUUGCUGUGGAGACGGUGAAGCCACCGAGCCUGGAGCCCGGGGCGGGCGCAGGAGCCGAGCUCGGGGCUGAGGACGCGGCCGAGAACAGCACCGACCCACCGCCGCCGCCGUCGUCGUCGGCUUCAUCAUCAUCAUCACCAUCGUCGUUGUUAGUGGCUGAGGAGUCGGCUGAAGUCCAGGAGGACACGAUGGGAGCCGAAGUCAAAGACUACGACAUCUACGAGGCUGGAGAGACGAGCGGCGUCCAAUACGACCCCACGUCGCCAAAUGUUCUGUGCAGCUUCUUGCCUGAUGAGUUUGUGGAAUGCGAAGAGCCAGUGGACCAUAACAGCAAUGAAACAGCCUUGCACGAACUUGGAUACGGAUGUUUAAAGUUUGGGGGCCAUGCUUACAAGGAUGUGAAUCACACUAAAGUAGUCUGCACGGCUCUCCCUAAGAUUGAGUGCGUUGGCAAAAGGACUUUUCUUCGGGGACACGUGCCCUGCAUCAAGUACAAUGGGCACUACUUUGUCACCACGCUACUUUACUCGUUUUUCCUGGGCUGCUUUGGGGUGGACCGCUUCUGCCUGGGCCACACGGGCACGGCGGUUGGCAAGCUGCUGACUCUUGGCGGGCUUGGCAUUUGGUGGUUUGUGGACCUGAUCCUGCUCAUCACAGGAGGUCUCAUGCCUAGCGAUGGCAGCAACUGGUGCACCUUCUAUUGAGCCGUGUAGGCUGAAAGGAACUUGUGGCAGCGGACCCAGAUUCUGCUAACCUGCAAAUUUUGCUGCAUCUGGAAUGACAAACUUUCCCGCACCUCCGUUGGCUACGUGUGGCGCGAAAGAAGUUCUACAUGCAUACAUAUAAACUUCUAGAAAGACGAACACUUGUAGCUGGCCUGACUUCAACAGAAUGACUUAACUUUGUGCAAUCAGUAGAGAUGUUUGUUCUUUUGUUUGCAUUUAUUUGGCACCGGGUUUGCACAUGCACAGGUUUGUAUAGUAAACUGUAAAUGAGCCUGCUUAAGCAAUGCUGUUAUUUUUUUGUAAAACAAUUUCUUAUUUUCUAGGAAGAGAAGUCAUUUGAAUUGUCAAAAGGAAAUGACCAUUAUAAAUGCCUUGCUGCCGUGUGGUCAAGUCAUAGUUUUCAAAUCUUGAUAUAUACAGUAAACAUGCUCUUUUAAAUGCAUGGCAUCAUGUUCGUUAAAAGUUUUUUUUUUACUUUUGCAUGUCUUUUGAUUUUCACACAAUGCAGUCCCAAAGUGGGAACUGUUUAAACAAAACAAUUAUUGGGCCUUUGGUCCAAUGGGUUAAUGUAUAUUUAUGAUAAUUUCCGAAGAAGUGCACAGAUGGUCCUAAUUUUUACACGCUCAAAUUUGUGACGGUUAAGUAAUUUAACAUAUUUGUUUGUGUCAUGUUACAGGUUGUGUUCUUUUUUAAGUUGAGUGAAUAAAUGUUUAAGUUUC
Molecule: messenger RNA, 1857 nt
Organism: Lethenteron reissneri (Far Eastern brook lamprey)
Lineage: Eukaryota; Metazoa; Chordata; Hyperoartia; Petromyzontiformes; Petromyzontidae
Gene: TM2D2
Product: TM2 domain containing 2
Source: RefSeq, a predicted model, not a curated record